Molecule: messenger RNA, 621 nt
Organism: Carassius carassius (crucian carp)
Lineage: Eukaryota; Metazoa; Chordata; Actinopteri; Cypriniformes; Cyprinidae
Gene: s100a10a
Product: S100 calcium binding protein A10a
Exons: 2
Coding region: 51-356 (101 amino acids)
Cellular component (GO): cytoplasm
Molecular function (GO): calcium ion binding
Source: RefSeq, a predicted model, not a curated record
AAGAUCAGUUGCUAGUUAAGAUUCAUACUAGCUUUCUACAGUGAGCAGCCAUGCCGUCCGAGCUAGAGACCGCCAUGGAGUCCCUCAUCAUGGUAUUCCACCGCUACGCUGGAAAAGAGGGCAAGACUGGCACCCUGACCCGCCGUGAACUCCGAACCCUGAUGGAGAACGAGCUCUCUGGGUUUCUCAAGUCUCAGAAGGAUCCGACCACCAUAGACAGAAUUAUGAAGGACUUGGAUGCCAAUGGAGAUGGGGAGGUGAACUUUGAGGAGUUUGUGUCUUUGGUUGUGGGUUUGUCCAUCGCUUGUGAGGCGUGCUAUAGAAUGCAGUUAAAGAAGACACCGAGCUGGAAAUGAAGGGGGAAAUUAUCCAUGCAGACAAAUUGUAAAGUUGAUCCCGUUGUCUAUUAAAAUACCUGAUUGUUUUUUAUUUUUAUUCUGAGUUUGUGUUUGUGUGUACAUCAGUAACUGACGAAAACCAUAAAAACGUCUUUCGCUGGUAGGUUAAAGAACAGUGGGUGUGUAUGACUCUUUGGCCUACAGAUAGUAUUCUUUGAACUUUACACUGUCUGUACUGAAAGCAAAUAUGUUUUUAUUUAAAAUAAAGCUUUAAAAUAUUAAA